This is a messenger RNA of Betta splendens (Siamese fighting fish), 2121 nucleotides long. RefSeq names its product ras homolog family member V (gene rhov). Gene Ontology annotation, molecular function: GTPase activity; GTP binding. The coding region runs from base 141 to 851 and encodes 236 amino acids. NCBI's taxonomy places the organism in Eukaryota, Metazoa, Chordata, Actinopteri, Anabantiformes, Osphronemidae. The record is from RefSeq and is a predicted model, not a curated record. The transcript has 3 exons. Gene Ontology annotation, biological process: small GTPase-mediated signal transduction.
UCGUGUCGCCCGUCACUCCGGGCAGCGACCUCAUCUCGGCAGUAUGUGAGUCGCGCGCUGCGUGGCUGACUCUCACCACCUAGUCUCACGGACCCGACGGGAGGAGAGUCCGCAGUCAGACGUCUAUCGCGCGGCUCGUCAUGCCACCUCACAUGGAUUACUUCUACCACGAGUCCCGAGUCCCCUCCGCGUGCGGGCUGACCCGGGAGGACGAGCUGGACCCGGGCGUCAUCAGCUGCAUGCUGGUCGGAGACGGAGCCGUGGGGAAGACCAGUAUGAUCAUCAGCUACACCUCCAACGGAUACCCGACGGAGUACAGGCAGACCGGCUUUGACGUCUUCUCAGGUCAGGUCCAGGUAGAAGGAUCUCCAGUUAAAGUCCAGCUGGUGGACACUGCUGGACAGGAGGAGUUCGACGAGUUCCGGGCUCUGUCCUACGCCCACACGGACGUGUUCCUGCUCUGCUUCAGCAUGGUCAACCCCACGUCCUUCCACAACAUCGCCAAGAAGUGGGUGCCGGACAUCCGCAGCCGCAACCCGACCUCGCCCAUCAUCCUCGUCGGCACCCAGUCGGACCUGUUGCUGGACGUGAACGUCCUCAUCAACCUGGACAGGUCGAACGUCAAGCCGGUGCCGAGCGCCCGCGCGCGGAGCCUGGCCGACAAGAUCCGGGCCACGGACUACGUGGAGUGCUCGUCGCUCACGCAGAAGAACCUGAAGGAGGCGUUCGACGCCGCCAUCUUCGCCGGCAUCAAGAACAAGGCUCGCAAGAACAAGAAGAGGCGCUUUUCGGACAGACGCACCAAAGCUUUCUCCAGAUGCAGCUGGAAGAAGCUCUUCUGCUUCGUCUGAACUUUGGACUGUGAACCCUGUGGGUUGUGGACACGUUUUUAUUUAUUUCGGCCAUUUCUGUACUGGCUCUGUGUAUUUCCCUGCUACAUAUUCGCCUUGUUGCGCUGUUGGAUGUCGGAUGGUUCAGGACUAAGAUCAGACCAGAGGAAGCAGAGCAUCCAGUUGUGUGUUUCCAUUAUAUUCUAACGCUGGAUUGUUCUGGGGCGACAGGAAACGCGUGGUUUACAUAUCACAACGUGUCACGCACGAGCUGUUUGAGAGAAGAAAGGCAGUGAUCUGGGCCUUUGCAGGAGGUGAGGGAUUGGAGCACACGGCCUCAAAGAGACAACCAGGCCAUUAUGUAAAUACGGCCCAUUUGCAUCGGGUCCUACCUUCCGACUGCGGGAUCUUCAUGUAGGCGAGAGAGAGAGAGAAAGCAAAAGUGUAUAUGGGCGUUAGCUGAUGGACCUGAUGGACUAUUGCUGCCUGGCCUGUUUGUGUGCAGCCGCCGGGUUGAGGCUCCACUGCAGCUAACCUGGCUGGUUUAGCUGGGUGUUUUCCGGCUUUCUAGGUAAUCAGCUGACAGUCAAAUCACUUUGCGACCAGAACUGCUGUCAGCGCUCCCUAGAUGGAACGGGGCGGCGUGUUUGUGACAAAUCACAGGCGUUGAUUGAGUUUUGAUGACGGGGUUGGUUCAGGGCCUCAUUGGGGAGUCCUCUCGUCUCAGGUGGGAGCGGGGGGUUAGCAUUUAGCAGCCUCUGGCCUUUUGCUCCCGUCUCCGUCGGGCCGCAUCUGUAAAGACGGGCCCCGCGGGGGGUCUUCACCUCACGCAGCCUCAGCCCGGUUAUUCGUAUUCGUCCCUCUUUGUCCGUUCCGAUCUCUCGGACGAUGCGUGAGUUCGAGGCCUCUGCCUGAUUGUAAGUGUAGGAUAAUACACAUUUAAAACCUGUUGCGUCUCUGGCGUCUGGAUGAAACCAGUCACUUUUUGCAAACUAAUGUAAAGUCUGAUGGAGAAAUGUCCAGAUGUGACCAGAACCAGGGUUGAUCCUGACUAUACUUCUUGUAGAAGUCGGUUUAAUGUAUGUUGGAUUCUGUUUAUUGAAACAGUUUAUGGAAUAUCACAUAACAGAUGGGGGAUUUAAAAGCAUUAAUAUACUCUGUAAAAGGGUUUUGUUACAUUUUGUAUGAAUGUGCCACUCAUUUCUAUUCACCAUCCACUUCUCUGAACUCCUGUGUUAGCGUGUAUCACUCAAAUCUGACGUGAUGGAAAUAAAUGAAGCCUAAAUAUCAA